Owenia fusiformis is the source of this 1041-nucleotide messenger RNA. NCBI's taxonomy places the organism in Eukaryota, Metazoa, Annelida, Polychaeta, Sabellida, Oweniidae. The record is from the annotation of a GenBank genome assembly.
UUAAAGGAAUAUUCCUUGCCAGACCAUCUCUCUCCUAAUAUGGUAGCUAUAACCAUACAUAUACUUUCCAUGUUUAGCAAAACAUGGACAAAUGUUUUGAUAUGGUCAAUAUUGAUAACUUAAAAAUAUAGUGCUCAAUCCCAGUAAGCUGCCAUCUUUUAAGAUUUCACUCAGGAAGUGAUGUCAUCGACUCUCAACUUUGCAUAUAGCAUUAGGUAAAGAGCUAUUGGAAUUACAAAACCAGUAGAAUAUUUUUUUCAAUUUGGUCUAUGAUUUAAAUCCUUCUGGUGAUCUCUUCUUUAAUUCUGGGUUGACAAGCCCUGAAAAUAUUUUUGCACAGAAGAUAAGGGAUUCUUGUCAAGAAGUAAUUUUGUGCUUCUUUCCUAUACUGUAAUAGGCAAGGUUAUAACAGGUGAGAGUCGAUGACAUCACUUCCUUAAUGAAGUUUUAAAAGAUGGCAGCUUACUGGAAAUGAGUAAUACAAUUUUGAAUUAACAAUAUUGACCAUUUCAAAUUUUUUUUUCGUGUUUUGCUAAAUAUGGAGAGUAUAUAUAUGAUUAUAGCUACCAUAUAAGGAGAUAAAUAGUCUGGAAAGGAAUAUUCCUUUAAUUAAUGUAAUCAAUAUAUCAUUUUUAGUUCUGAACCAACACUGGGAGGACUAGAUUUUUGGCAGCAGGAUUUGUGGAGCUCUGCAGGUAAAAUGUACCAUAUCCUUGAGCGCUGGAUAAACUCUGAUACUCUGACUGUCCAGACUGCACUGAAUGACAAGUUCAGGUUUGAGCCAGACAUUGAGAAGGUGUUAUCAUAUGCCCCUUGGGUGCAUUCAGAGAGUGCAGAGAUGGAGGAUAUAAGAGUGAAAUUGGCAACAGAACUAAUCAAUGAGCAGGGGAUAUGUAAAGCAAGCAAGAUGUAUGAGAAGAUAUCAAUGAAGCCUGCAAGAAUAUCUGCUCACUUUAGAGCUUUACAUGGAAAGGUAUGUGAACACAUUACGAUUACAGUUUAUAUGCUUGUUUAUAUCCUUGGCAAAUAUGAUAUCAUAUU